Molecule: messenger RNA, 852 nt
Organism: Rana temporaria (common frog)
Lineage: Eukaryota; Metazoa; Chordata; Amphibia; Anura; Ranidae
Product: programmed cell death 1 ligand 1-like
Exons: 3
Coding region: 60-848 (262 amino acids)
Biological process (GO): cellular response to lipopolysaccharide; cell surface receptor signaling pathway; T cell costimulation
Cellular component (GO): external side of plasma membrane
Source: RefSeq, a predicted model, not a curated record
UAUUUGUAGUAACAGCUCCCAAAUCAACUUACACAGUAAAAUAUGGGGAUACAGUAAAAAUGGCAUGCCACUUUCCAUUAAAAAAAGCUGAAGAUCUAAGGGAACUGAUAGUCUCCUGGCAACACACAAACACAGAAGUAGUAAAGUUUAACAAUGGAGCAGAGGAACCAAUGCACCUGGAGAAUCCAUAUAGAGGGCGAGCAUCGUUGUUGACGGAAGAGCUCAAAAAAGGACACGCUAUUCUGCAAAUUAAAGACGUGAAGCUCGCUGAUUCAGGAACAUAUGUCUGUAUAUUACAAUUUGAAGGAUCCGACUAUGAUAAAAUUACUCUGGAAGUUCAAGCCUCAUACACAGACAUUCAGAUGUCCUUUCAGGUAUCACACACAGACAAUCAAAUAUAUUUGACGUGCUAUUCAUUGGGUUUUCCAAAGGCAGAUGUCUACUGGACAACAAAUGGUGUUAACAUAAGCUCCCCAGCCAAUACUUCUUAUAAUCAGGCUGAAGAUGGUUUAAUUAAUACAACAAGCACAAUCAAAAUAACGGAUAGAAAGAAAAGCUACAGUUGUGUGUUCUGGAACAAAGCACUCAAUGAAACAACAGAAGCUUCCAUUGGACAUCCAGAUAUUGAUAAUUAUGACCACUCAAUAAUUACGAAAAUCUUAUUUCCAUGCUUGGCUUUAACAAUUAUAGCAUCGUCAGUAAUAAUUUAUUCAAAAAGACAAGUUUGCUUAAAAGGUUUCAGGAAAAAAGGUAUGUUAUAUCUGUUUGUAUCUAAUGCAUUUAUCCUCUUUUUUAAUCUUUUUUAUUUUUCUUAUUGGUCAGGCCCUUUGUCAGGGUAUUAUUGCUAACUGU